UUUAUUUCACCAAAAUAAAAGCGAUUCAGUCUGCAACCUUUGCUAUGAAUUUAAUGCCCUUGCUGCUCCUCCAGCUGCGUGGACUGCUCUCUCGUAAACCUUUCCUAAACCCCUGCUUCCUAUAUUCACUCGGUUCUGCGUUUUCUUUCAGCUACAUUCCCGAUUCAACAGAGAGCCACUACGACCCUCUUCUCAAAUCAGCUGAUGGUUUGGCCUCUCUACGACAGAUACACUCGCCUCUGGUUGUCUCGGGGUUCGUCUCCCAAAGCAUUCAUUUGGGCGCCCAACUCAUCGCCGGUUAUGCAAAGUAUGGAGAACCAACCAGCGCCAGAUCAGUGUUCGAUCAUUUGAUCGGUUGCGGUAAUGAAACCAGUUCUUUCCUUUGGAACACCAUGAUUCGGGCUUAUGCGAACGCUGCAGGGUGUAGCUACGAAGCCCUGGAGUUGUAUUCCCUCAUGCGCAGGGCUCAAGUUUCGCCCAAUAACUAUACUUUCCCGUUUGUGUUUAGAGUCUGCGCUUCCUCGGAGGCGGGCUCGUUGAUUCUCCUGGGGAGAGUGGUUCAUGGCGAGGCUGUGAGAGCUGGGUUCGACUCGGAUUUGCAUGUCGAGGCCGCUUUGGUGCAUAUGUACGCGAAAUGGGGCGAGUUUGGUGAUGCCCGCAAGGUUUUCGAUGAAAUGCCUGUGAAGGGUUUGGUCUGCUGGACCGCAAUGAUUACGGCUUACGAACAGGCCGAGAAGCCUGAAGAGGCUCUUAGUUUAAUGGUCGAGAUGCAGAGAGAAGAGGGUUUGGUUCCGGAUUCAGUCACUGUAAUAAGCGUCGCAUCGGCCGUUGGUCAGUUGGCCGUCCGAAAGUUGGCUGGAUCGGUUCAUGCUUAUGCCAUCCGUAACAUUUUUCUCCAGCAGAUAGGUGUUGCUAACUCAAUUCUGGGCAUGUACACCAGAUGUGGAGAUGCGCAAAAGGCUCGUUUGGUUUUUGAGAAGAUGGUGGAAAGGAAUGUCAUCUCGUGGAACUCGAUGCUCUCUGGCUAUACUCAGAAUGGACAAGCUAGUGAAGCUCUCAUACUCUUUGACGAGAUGAAUGAUUCUAAUGUGGAAGCUAAUGCAGUAACAGCAUUGAUAAUGGUUGCAGCCUGCGCUUAUUUGGGCUCCCUUCGUCUUGGAAGAAAGUUCCAUAAUUUUGUUAUCGACAGGAACUUCACCAUCGAUAAGAAUCUCCAUAAUGCAUUGAUGGACAUGUAUGCAAAAUGCGGAGAUCUUAAAACUGCGUGUGAAAUGUUUAACAGUAUUAAUCCUAGUAUGCGGGAUGCCAGUUCAUGGAAUGUGCUGAUUUCAGGGUAUGGUAUGCAUGGACACGGUAGAGAAACCUUGAAUAUGUUUUCAAGAAUGCAAGCAGAAGGCGUUGACCCAAAUCACAUCACAUUCACCUCCGUUCUCUCUGCUUGUAGUCAUGCAGGCCUCGUCAAUGAAGGCAGGCAGUGUUUUGAUGAGAUGCAAAAGCUGUCCGUAGCACCCGAGGCCAAGCACUAUGCUUGUGUGGUUGAUAUGCUUGGUCGAGCCGGUAAGUUGCAGGAAGCAUUCGAUCUGAUCAAACAGAUGCCAUUUCCUCCAAAUGAUGCUGUUUGGGGCGCUCUGCUUCUUGCUUGCAAGAUCCAUGGGAAUAAAGAGCUAGCACGAAUUGCAGCUGACAAGCUGUUUGAACUUCAGCCAGGUCACACGGGAUACUACGUGUUGAUGUCAAAUAUAUACGCAGCAUCAGAAAGAUGGGGAGAAGUAGGGAACCUGAGACAAUAUAUGAAGGAUAAGGGUAUGAAGAAACCUGCUGCAUUCAGUGUGAUUGAAUUCGGCGAAGAGAUCCACGGGUUCCAUACUGCUGACAGAGAGCAUCCAUACUGGGAAGAGGUUUACAGGGAAGUGGAGAUAUUGGCUGUGAAGCUCAAGAUGGCUGGUCAUGUUCCCGACCUAUCAUGCACUCUCCAUGACAUGGAAGAAGAGGAUAAAGAACUCGCGUUAAACCUCCACAGCGAGAAAUUAGCUGUGGCGUUUGGGAUUAUGAGGACUGAGUCUGGGAUGACGAUAUACUUAACGAAGAAUCUUCGUGUUUGCAACGACUGCCACUCGGCCUUGAAGUUGCUUUCACAUAUUUUUGACCGCGAGAUUGUGGUUAGAGAUGGAAAUCGAUUCCAUCACUUCCAAGGAGGUGUGUGCUCUUGCAAUGACUACUGGUAAUAUAUAGCAGGCUUUUGCAGAAAAAUGUAACGCUCUCAAAUGUGUGUAGCAUCGCUGUGCAGUCCACGCCUAAACUGGUACGUUCCACAACCCAUAUAACAACUCAUCAGAGGCCUUAUCAACUGAAAUGUCCAGUAGGUCUGUUGUCGUGUUGUUGAUUUUUAUAAUCUUUGGGGUGGCUAGAAUGAUUAGAGAGAUUGGAAAAAUAGAGUAUUGGGUCUUUUUCAGUAAUCCAAUAAUUGUUAAAAUUAUUUGGAUUAAUCAAUUGUUGAACAAUAUAAAUUAUGAACUUUAGCAAUCAGCUUUAGUAUUCUAUGAAGUAUUCGGAAUUUGACAUGAUUUGGAUGAUUAAUUUAGCAUGAGUAUCUAUCUGUCUCUCACCUCAAUCCCCAUUUUCUGUCUAGUUACCACUGGGAACAUUUGCCUGUCACUGUCACAUCUCGGCCAUCCUCAAAGUUAUCGCAGUGGAUACAUUCCCCUCAAACUUUUGAGACUGGCCUUGUUUUUAGUUGAACCACCCAGUUGAAUAGUUUGAACCGCAACAUUGCAGCAACCUCGUGCCACGGAACUAACCUAUCUUUUUGGCCUGUUUCUGCUCUUUCGUGUUUAACAUUUCAAAGGGUGGCAAAAUCGGCCGACUAAUGCAUCGAACGAGAAACCAGAAAGAGAUUACGGAGUUUAUUUUAGGCAUGGCCGGAAAAGCGCACGAGAAUAACUCCAAAGAUGAGCCGGAGCCGAAGUCCCUGUCAGGGAAAAGAUGAGCAGAAGUCAUUGGCUAUUUGGCUGGACCUGCCCGGUUGCCGCAAGGCGCAAGUUCAAGAAGAGCUCACGUGGCCAACUUGGGCGGUUUAUUUGGUGGUGUUGGGUCUUAUCUGCUUACCUCGUCUGUCCUUUACCAGACAUCGGACCGAGCUCAUUCAUGGGAACGAACUGGGAGGAGAAGAAGUACAAGUACACAGCUUUUUGGACAUAAAUACAAGUUCAUGGU
Messenger RNA from Linum trigynum, 3213 nucleotides. NCBI's taxonomy places the organism in Eukaryota, Viridiplantae, Streptophyta, Magnoliopsida, Malpighiales, Linaceae. The record is from the annotation of a GenBank genome assembly.